GGCCAAAGGGCAACCCGCUUUCAUCAGGAGCCGCCUUAGCCCUGCUGUAGUAUUUCCGAGGCCCUUUCCACGGGCUGUCCCUCAGGCAGGCAUAUUCCGUGGCUGGUCUCUUGCUGCUGCUAGCAUUCCCCCAGCAGCCAUGUCCAGCCUGAAGGAACUUUGCAGCGGGCUCCCGCUGCACCCUCUUCCCGAGAACAGAGCCCGAAGGAGUGGAAUCCCUCAUGCUCCUGUCAGGGGACCCAACCUCACUGCACAGGAGGAAAAGCUGGCUUUGAAGAAUGCUCUGCGAUAUUUUCCACCCAACUUGCAUGGCAUACUAGCACCGGAAUUUGCCAAAGAACUGAAGCUCUACGGACAUAUUUACAUGUACAGGUUCUGUCCCCAGAUGAAGAUGCGAGCUUAUCCCAUCCAUGAAUAUCCUUGCAAAACCAAACACGCCGCUGCAAUCAUGCACAUGAUUAUGAAUAAUCUUGAUCCUGAAGUGGCCCAGUUUCCCCAGGAACUUAUAACUUAUGGAGGAAAUGGCCAAGUCUUCAGCAACUGGGCUCAGUUCUGGCUGGUGAUGCACUAUUUGUGUGAGAUGACCGAAGAUCAGACAUUGGUCAUGUACAGUGGACAUCCUUUGGGGCUCUUCCCUAGCCAUCGGAAUGCUCCUCGAUUAGUCAUCACCAACGGCAUGGUAAUUCCCAACUAUUCCUCCAGAGAUGAAUAUGAACGAAUGUUUGCAAUGGGGGUUACAAUGUAUGGACAGAUGACAGCAGGGAGCUACUGCUACAUCGGACCACAAGGAAUAGUCCACGGAACUGUGUUAACAGUGCUUAAUGCGGGACGUCGCUACCUGGGAGUGGAGGAUCUGUCCGGAAAAGUCUUUGUCACAUCUGGCCUCGGGGGGAUGAGUGGGGCUCAGGCCAAGGCUGCAGUCAUUGCUGGCUGCGUGGGAGUUAUUGCCGAGGUUGAUGAAGCUGCCCUUUUAAAACGUCACCAACAGGGAUGGUUGAUGGAAAUCACAAAAAGUCUGGACCACUGCAUUCAUCGGCUCAGAGAAGCAAAGAAGGAAAAAAUGCCUCUUAGUUUGGGAUAUCAUGGGAAUGUGGUAGAUCUUUGGGAAAGACUCGUCGAUGAAUUCAUUACUACUGGAGAACUUUUAGCUGAUUUGGGGUCUGACCAAACAUCUUGUCACAAUCCAUUUAAUGGAGGCUAUUACCCAGUGCAGCUGAACUUUAAGGAGGCUAACGAGCUCAUGUCCAGCAAUCCUAUAAAAUUUCAGUCUCUAGUGCAAGAGAGUCUCAGGAGGCAAGUGGCUGCAAUCAACAAACUGGCCGAUCAUGGAAUGUUCUUUUGGGAUUAUGGAAAUGCUUUCCUUCUAGAAGCUCAGCGAGCUGGUGCUGAUGUCAAGAAGAGAGGAGCCGGCAAAGGAGAAUUCCGAUACCCUUCCUAUGUUCAGCACAUUAUGGGUGACAUUUUUUCUCUGGGAUUCGGACCAUUUCGCUGGGUUUGUACCUCAGGUAACCCGGAAGACUUGGCAACGACUGACUUUCUAGCCACUGCAGUGCUCCAGGAAGCUGUGCUUCAGGGAGUGAACACAUCUGUGAAGCAGCAAUACUCCGACAACAUCCGUUGGAUUCAGGAAGCCAGAAGGCACAAUUUGGUGGUAGGAUCCCAAGCCAGAAUUUUGUAUUCAGAUCAGAAAGGCCGAAUAGCAAUUGCAGUGGCAAUUAACCAAGCCAUCGCUGAGGGAAGAAUUAAGGCUCCUGUUGUUCUUAGUCGAGACCACCAUGAUGUGAGUGGGACGGAUAGUCCUUACAGAGAGACCUCGAACAUCUACGAUGGAUCUGCAUUUUGUGCAGAUAUGGCUGUGCAGAAUUUUGUGGGAGACUCGUUUAGAGGAGCCACCUGGGUGGCCUUGCACAAUGGAGGGGGUGUUGGCUGGGGAGAAGUAAUAAAUGGAGGAUUUGGACUUGUCUUGGAUGGUUCAGCUGAUGCAGAAGAACGUGCGAAGAUGAUGCUGAGCUGGGAUGUUUCCAAUGGAGUUGCUAGACGCUGUUGGUCCGGCAACAAUUAUGCUUAUGAAACCAUCUGUCGAGCCAUGGAGAGAGACAAGAAACUAAUGGUGACCCUUCCACAUCAGGUGACAGAUGACAACAUCCUGGAACAAGCCUUGAGUUGUUAAUUUCAUUUUAAGGCUUUUAUUGUUUCUUUUCCCUUUCUUUUUUUAAACCAGGCUUUGACCAGUGCUCCUCUACCACCCCUUAAACAGCCUUAGUUUAGAAUGAUAUAAUAAAUGGUUUUUUGACACUGUC
Messenger RNA from Varanus komodoensis (Komodo dragon), 2300 nucleotides. It is a transcript of the gene UROC1, whose product is annotated as urocanate hydratase 1. The record is from RefSeq and is a predicted model, not a curated record. The transcript is spliced from 20 exons. NCBI's taxonomy places the organism in Eukaryota, Metazoa, Chordata, Lepidosauria, Squamata, Varanidae. The coding region runs from base 140 to 2170 and encodes 676 amino acids. Gene Ontology annotation, biological process: L-histidine catabolic process. Gene Ontology annotation, molecular function: urocanate hydratase activity.